Molecule: messenger RNA, 1384 nt
Organism: Diatraea saccharalis (sugarcane borer)
Lineage: Eukaryota; Metazoa; Arthropoda; Insecta; Lepidoptera; Crambidae
Source: the annotation of a GenBank genome assembly
AGUACGACUCUAGUCGCUUUGCCGCUUGGAUCAGGCGCGUCUCGUGACGGCCGGCCACGGAGAGGGCGAGAGAGGAAAACUCGAAACAAUUGACGAUCCGCGACUGUUACCACCCUAGACAUGUGGACCGAGUGAAUGCAGUGUUCUGUGACGUAAUAAUAGUGUGCAACUUACUAGAGAACACGAACCGCAUAGACGGUGUAAACAAUGGAUACCAAAAGCACGAUCUCAUCGCAAGAGUGGCACAUACCAAGACCGUCCUUAUCAGGCAGCACAACAAGUGGCAGUAUCAGUGAUACCCGAUCUCGUGGUGGCUCGGCUUCCAGUCAAGGAUCAUCGAGCAAUCACAGCACCCAUAGCGUGUCGUCUGGGUCUUUCUUGUUGAAUGCUGCCCACUUAGCACGGAUGCACGGUAGAGAUUCAACUCAAGAGGAUUGUGGAUAUCAUUCGAAGUUAGGAAGUUACGGAAGAAAAACUGGCUUGUCGGAAGCUGUCGUAACCAUACCAGAGGAAACUAAAGACCCAUCGGAUUCAUUUUGGAAUGGUGUUAAGAGGGGGUCGGCAUCAGCGCCGGACGUGACGUCAGUGGCCAGCUCGACACAUUUCACCGUCGUGAACGGGUUCACGAAACACCGUCCUGGAAAAGAACCAAAGUCAUGCUGCUGCGACCAUUCCCAUCAGGUCACUGUCCUCGUUAUAUCGAUGACCAUAUUGUUUUCGGCCUGUAUAUUAGCAGCAAUAUGUUUUGUUGAAAUGAGAAUGCGUAAGGAGACGGGAAUGUACAAAUAUUCUUAACUACAAGAAGAUUGACGCUGAUCUUGCACUAAAAGUAUUAGUUAAAACGAUACGCUAUUAUAUUUAUUAAAUCCUAAUUACUUGUAUUCCAUUCAUAAGAGCAUUAUAAUUAGAGAUAAAUUAAGCACGACUGGCGUUUGUUACAAACAAUAUUAAGUCAUAAAUGGAAAUUAAUAAGUAUAAUUAAAGUUAUUAAUUUCAUAUCAUACGCAUAAUAAAACGCAUAUUGUGAAUGCACAUUUGAAAGGUUAAAUGUGCUUUCAAUGGGAGGCUAGUUAAGAACGAACCUUGUAAUAGGUAUCCCUCAACGCGUGAGAUUAAAUUAAUAAACAGACAGACAAUGGUGAACAAUAUGAGAUAAUUUAAACAAUAACUUACUGAUUUUUAUAUUAUUUUCCUACGUGCUCGCGUGCAUUAAAUCACAAAUUACUUGCUUCACAUGUAUGUUUGUCACGUUUAAUAUAAAUAAAAAGAUUAUUAAUAGAAAAAUUGUAUGAAACUUAGUUAAAUAGGUAGAACAAUAAAUUAGUGCAAUAAAUAACCCAGUUAAUGUAUAUAUAAUGGAGUCAAUGAAUUUUGACAUACUUAG